This is a messenger RNA of Oreochromis niloticus (Nile tilapia), 5848 nucleotides long. RefSeq names its product guanine nucleotide-binding protein subunit beta-4. Gene Ontology annotation, molecular function: protein binding. The coding region runs from base 379 to 1416 and encodes 345 amino acids. Gene Ontology annotation, biological process: signal transduction. The transcript is spliced from 11 exons. Lineage: Eukaryota; Metazoa; Chordata; Actinopteri; Cichliformes; Cichlidae. The record is from RefSeq and is a predicted model, not a curated record.
UGUUGCUAUGUUCCCACAUUCAUGGGUGUGGUGAUUAGCCUGCUUGGUGAAAAUUUUAGUCAAAUCCGACACGAGUCGCGCCCGCUUCUGAACAUUUAAACCGAUUAAAACGGUCUUAAAAUUAGCACGGCUCCCUUUGCGAUUCCCUCACAGCUGUGGCCAUGGUUGUCGUGUGAAAACGGAUCGGUGUGACUCGGACUAAAGGACGAACGGAGCCCAAAACCGCCUGUUUUCAGGUGUCAGCUGGUAAGGUGUGCGUGUACGCGUGUGUGUAUGUGCGUGUGAGUUUGCAUGCGUGUGUGAGCGCGCACGUGCAGGCACGUGUGUUUUCCCAGCGUAGUCAGUGUUUGGAGCGGAGCGUGGCCCAUCAGCGAAACAAUGAGCGAGCUGGAACAGUUGCGGCAGGAAGCUGAGCAACUACGCAAUCAGAUCCGGGAUGCCAGAAAAGCCUGCAGUGACUCCACUCUGUCACAGAUCACAGCUGGUCUGGACUCGGUGGGCCGGAUACAGAUGCGGACGCGACGCACUCUCAGGGGCCACCUGGCCAAGAUCUAUGCAAUGCACUGGGGGAGUGACUCCAGUGACGACAGUCCCAGGUUACUUGUCAGUGCAUCACAAGAUGGGAAGCUAAUCAUCUGGGACAGCUACACAACAAAUAAGAUGCACGCCAUCCCUCUGCGCUCUUCCUGGGUGAUGACAUGCGCCUACGCCCCUUCUGGAAACUACGUGGCCUGUGGAGGUUUGGACAACAUCUGCUCCAUAUACAGCCUGAAGACCCGCGAAGGCAACGUGCGUGUCACCAGAGAGCUACCUGGACACACAGGUUAUUUGUCCUGCUGCCGUUUCUUGGAUGAUAACCAGAUACUCACCAGCUCUGGAGACACCACCUGUGCAUUGUGGGACAUAGAGACGGGCCAGCAAACUACAACCUUCUCUGGCCACACAGGCGAUGUGAUGAGCUUGUCUUUGAGCCCGGACUACAAGACCUUUGUGUCGGGAGCCUGUGAUGCCACUUCCAAGCUGUGGGACAUCCGCGACGGCAUGUGCAGGCAGUCGUUCACCGGCCACGUGUCUGACAUCAACGCCGUCAGCUUUUUCCCCAAUGGGAAUGCCUUUGGCACGGGCUCAGAUGACGCCACCUGCAGGCUGUUUGAUCUGCGUGCAGACCAGGAACUGAUGACGUACAGCCACGACAACAUUAUCUGCGGCAUCACCUCCGUGGCGUUCUCUAAGAGUGGCCGCCUGCUCCUGGCCGGCUAUGAUGACUUCAACUGCAACGUCUGGGACACGCUGAAGGGCGAGCGUGCAGGUGUGUUAGCGGGCCACGACAACAGAGUGAGCUGCUUAGGAGUGACGGGCGAUGGCAUGGCUGUGGCCACCGGCUCCUGGGACAGUUUCCUCCGGAUCUGGAAUUAAACGAGGCCGUCGUACUCAAAAACUGCCCCCUCCCCCCUCCACAACCCCACCCGGCAUAUCCCAACUCAUCACUGAGCGGGUGCACACACUGUGUCAGCUGACUCUCCUUAACUCAGCCCCCAGUUAUCAUCUCUGCUGGUGACCUGUGCUGCUUCUUACCAGAUGUUUAGUUUUGUUCACCGAGCUGUUGCACAGCAGCAGAAAUCAGAGUGUCCAGUAAAAAUGUUACAGAAAAGAAGAUUUGGUCCUCACACAAAUAAUUUUCCAAAGGUAUGUAUUACCAUGACUAACAACAAGAUUAGCAUCAGUGUCUAACAUGUACAUUUAUAUAUAAAGACAGUAUAUACAUAUAUAUAUGUAUAGCAUUGUGUGUGUAUAUAUGCAUCAUAUAUGCAUAUAUAAUGUGUAUGUAUAUAUUUUUGUAGAUUAUUUCCAGCCCUGAGUUUAGUUUUUUUUUUAUAAAUAUCAUUUUUAAUAUUGUGAUUUAUUUUGAAUGGACAUACUCUUGUAAUGCAACAAGAUGCCAAAUCAUGUGGGAGUUUAAAUGGAUACAAAGCAGCGUAACGUUUCCAAAUUUUCCCGUUGAUUUAGUGACGCCAAUUCAUCGUGCAGGAAAACAGGAUCUGACACCUAAACCAAAAAAUCAAACUCACCUUCUUCCCCUGUAUCUCUGUGUUAUGGUGACAGGCAGGUGGCAUCAUUACUGCACCCUGUACCUGUAAAUGUUGCAUUCAUGUGAAUGAUGGCUGUGAUUGCUUUCUUUUUUAAAAAAGAACAAAAAAGAACAAAAAACCCAAAUCCCAGCGUUCCCGCCAGUCUUUUAUUUUGGAAGGAAAUGAUUGGAGCGCUGUGGUUGUGAUCCAGCUUUAACCCCAAAGUAGAAACUGGUGAAUUGUAGGCUCAGAUAGAAAACUUUAUUUUAUCCGAGGCCCUGCUUGGCUUCUACUCCAGUGGACUGUGGAUGCUCAGAGGACCGCUUCGGUUGCAAUGAUAGGAUUGGAAGAGGUCAUUGCAUCUCUGUUUCGUACGGCCUACACUUUUUGAAUGAUGCUGGUGUAGAAAAGGGCGCUGCAAGUGGACACCUUAUCCCCGAGCGGCCCUGUGACGGCAUCUUUAAAGGAGGAGCUUCAUGUCAGGAAGGCCAAGGACAUUAGUGACUCCGUCAGAAGGAGGGAUGACUGCCACAGCUCACCGUGACGUUUUUUUUUCUUAAUGAAGGAUGGGUCGUUUGUGUCAUUAACAAGGUGUGGAUUGUGUGACUGGAAUCAUGACAGCCACUCCCAAAGUCACAGCAGUGACACCGCAGGUCUGUAAAAAGAAGAAAAAACAAAACUACGCAUUUUUUAAGGGUUUAACACUUUCACUGUUUUCCUCAACAGAAACAUUAUGAACUGUUAAAUAUGGAGAGUGAGGAAAGUACACUUUAGACUGAAAUGUACACUUAGUAGAGAGCUAGAAAAGCACUCAUGAACUGUAGUACAAAUGUUAAACCGUCGAGCACAUGUGACUUAUUUACACAUAGACGUGGUAUUUCUGAUUUAAGUAUUUUCUUAUCGUGCAUCUUCCAUUAUUCUCGGCUCCUUAAAAGGCUUUAAACACACACACAUAGACACACUCACACAUGUGACGUGUGUGAGUUGGACCUAUCCAUCAGCGUUCUCAGGUGCCUAUUUAUAGAUGUAAACAUUGAGCCACACGGGCUGAAUAACGAGGGUUGGUGCACCUGUGGAUGUGGAACUAUCGUGUCUCCAUUCUGCCUUACGAUAUCAUUCAUAAUAGGAGGUUAAUACUAGCUUCAGCUACCGUAAUGUUUUUCUCUCACGCUUCCUGCUUAGGCACUGAUCAAUAAGAAACUUUUCCUCGUAGAACACUACAAAAACAAAGCAUGCCUGCUAAAAACCCACCGCAACACCACAGACGGCUUAAAACGAGUGCUCGGCAGCAUCUUUUAUACAACUCUGCUUUCUAAUAUUACUACUGCAGUACAGUUUGUAGUAUGUGUGAGAUGCCUGUUUGCCCCCGUGUCAGUCUACUGACCCGUCUGCUGCUUCGUCACAGCUUUGCAUUGAGCGAAUGUUAAAGGGCAGUUAUAGUUUUUGAUCCUGAGAAUAUCUUUGUGAGGUGUGUGUGUGUGUGUGGGGGGGGGGGGGGGUAGUAAUCUCAUGAAGUAUGUGGAUAACGUGGAUCCAAGUGUUAGACUAGGUCCAAUGUUACCCACAGACCUUGAGCUGUGAACUGAAAACUACACAUUAGCUCACAGUACUCGAGCAGCAGCCUCCUCCUCCUCCUCUUCCAUCAAAUCCAUCAAAUCAAAAGUCACCUCAGCGUCUGAUUUUAAAUCCAGUCUGGGGUUUGAUGCUCAAACAGGGCGGCUGCUUACAUCUGACGGUGAUGAUGAGGAGAGGACGAUGAGUUUUAUAUCCCAGAGUGCUGACAGAGCUCAUCUUUCUAUUCAGGUCAGUGGACAUCAGGUGUUCACGGGUCCUCAGAGAUUGAAUGACAGCUUGAAUUUAAAGAAGCAGUACGAAAUUUUGGGAAAUGUGCUUUCUUGCAGUUGUAUCAGAAUAUUAAUGAAUAUUAAAGUUAAUUAAAAUGUCACUGGAUGGGGGCACUGUUGCAUCAAUACAAACUGUAAUAUUCAGACUGUCACAGAAACCAGACAACAUAAUACAUGAAUGGGUUUGUUUUUCCAAUUUAUUGCUUAAAAAUGUAUUGAGACAUUUUUUUAUAUCUUUCACUGGGAAAAAUUCACAGUAACGAUGUGGAAGUCUCAAAAACUCAGAAAACUACACGUAUCAGACGUGAUACAUCAGGGUUAAACAGCCACAAAUUCAUCACCAGGAACAUCCAAAGUCUCCAUCCUGGUGUUUGUGAUACGAGUGAGACCUUCAAACUGCACGAUCGUGGGUUAAUUACUUGACACUCAUGUCGUUAGCAUAAUGUGACCAAAAUGUACAAAUUAGACUUUAUUUAUUAAUCUCGUGUGACUCUGAGUAGCUGAGUCUGUAAACUCAUCAGGAAGGUGAUGGUAGAGGUCCACCUCUGUAGGCACUGUCUGUGAUGCCUGACAGUAACUACAGUAGAUGCUGCGUGUUUGUGUUCAGCUUCUUAACGGCCUUUGUCACAAUUAAAAAUGUGCUUCUCUUAAUGAGGAAAAACACUUUUCUCAACAUUUUUCCUAUAAAAACAGAAACAAAUUCAAGGUUAAAUGGACUCGUAUUUAUACUACCUGAGCUGCAUUCAGCCAUAGCGCUUUAUACUAGGAUCCACACAAUGAAGAAUAAGAAUGAAAGGCAGGGUGUCCUAAAGAUUCAAACGAUGACUGUACAGAAAUAUGCAGCCUCUAAAUAUUGUUGUGAGAUUUUGCCUUCCUUUCGGCGCUUUUAAAGAAUAAAUAGGAUCCAUCUCUGUCGUCUUGGCAUCCGAAUCCCCGUGCCAGGAAGAGAGUAAACACCUUUCCCACAAUGUUGAACUGUUCCUUUAGUUUUUUCACUUUCAUUUGCCAACAUUAGCUGUGAAAAAAAUACACCUUAGCCCUUAACAGCUUAAGAAGAAAGGAGCGUGUCUCUGUGUGUGUGUGUGUGUGUGUGUGUGUGUGGGGGGGGGGGGGGGGUGUUGUCUGCAUUACUGACAGUGACUUUCAGCAGACAACCAUCGUGUCGCUCUGUAAUUCAGCACUAUUAGCAGCUGGAACCCGGGAACAGUAAUCCUUUUAUGUGCCUGUGCCGUUCGCUCAUGCAAGUAGAGCAGGAAACUCUCCAGUCAAAAAAAACAAAUACAGGUGCUUGACUUCAUCUAACUGUUGUAUUUACCUGAAGUCUUUUCCAGUUCAUCCCCUCAGCCCUACAUGAUGUCUUUAUUUGAUACUUGUAGAGUCCAAAAGUACCAAAAACUCCAGUAUGUUCAUUAUUGAAGUGGACUUGACUGCACGCUGUCGUUUUUCAGCAGCUUUGGCGCGUGCGGUGCAGAUGUUGAACCCCAGUGCAGGCGUGUAAAUGUCACUGCUGCACACAUUCGCAGUAUUUUUGACAAAGGCCGUGCAAGUUCAUCAGAAAAUGAAAAAGUUGUUUCUGAAAGUCGCUCAUAGGAGGGAAAAGUAUUCCCCAUUAGCAUUACAGGACCACCGCCGCCACCGCACGAUCACAAGAAAACGCACUGCCCUUCGAAUCUACUUUGACUUACUGUUCUGAAACUUCCUUCGUUUGAUUUUUAUUUAUUGUUUUUAUGUUUUAAGCCAGUAAAGACCAGGGACUUGGUGCCAUGAUAAUUCUCUUACAGUGCUAUUGUGUGAAAUUAUAAUCACUUGUUAUGGAAUAAUUUUUAUAGUCUUUUUUCACACCAGACCUUUUUUUUGUAUUUGUACAGUGGCUUGGUGAUACUGAUACGUUGCCAUGAAUUAUUGUAACCAAUAAAAAGCUUUUAACCAAGAAAA